UGGGAGAAUCGGAUGCAGACACAAACAUAUAUUGUAUAACGAUGAUUAAAGGAUCUGCCAUUCUAAAUUCUACUUUGAAAAACUGGGAAGCCUCUUCAGUGUGAAGUUGAACUAGGCAUUUGACACCUGUCCUGAACAGAAGUUGAAGCAAAGAUGUCCUUCAUAGAUCCUUAUCAACAUAUUGUGGUGGAGCACCAGUAUUCCCACGUAUUCACUGUGACAGUAAGGAAAGCCACAAAUGUCACAAAAGGAGCGAUUGGCGAUAUGCUUGACACUCCAGAUCCCUAUGUGGAGCUGUUCAUCCCAUCAGCCCCUGACUGCAGGAAGAGAACUAAACAUUUCAAUAAUGAUGUGAAUCCCGUGUGGAACGAGACCUUUGAAUUCAUUUUGGACCCCAAUCAAGAAAAUGUUCUGGAGGUCACUUUGAUGGAUGCCAACUAUGUUAUGGAUGAAACUCUUGGCACGUCCACAUUUCCUAUAUCCUCCCUGAAACUGGGAGAGAAGAAGGAAGUCCAGUUAACUUUCAACAAUGUCACAGAAAUGACUUUGGAAUUGUCUCUUGAAGUCUGCUCUUCCACUGAUCUUCGAUUCAGUAUGGCUCUGUGUGAUGAGGAGAAGAAAUUUCGGCAGCAGCGGAAAGAUAAUAUCAUGCACAGUAUGAAAUCAUUUCUAGGAGAAGAAAACAGCAAGAACCUGACCACUUCCCGUGAUGUACCAGUGAUAGCGAUACUGGGUUCAGGUGGGGGAUUUCGUGCCAUGGUAGGCUUUGCUGGAGUCAUGAAAGCACUCUACGAUUCAGGAAUUUUAGACUGUGCGACUUACAUUGCUGGCCUCUCAGGAUCUACAUGGUACAUGUCGACUUUGUAUUCGCACCCGGAUUUCCCAGAAAAGGGACCGAAGGAGAUUAAUCAAGAACUGAUGAACUCUGUCAGUCACAACCCGCUCCUGCUGCUCACUCCUCAGAAAGUCAAACGCUACAUUGAAGCCCUGUGGAAUAAGAAGAGCUCAGGGCAGCCUGUCACCUUCACCGAUAUCUUUGGAAUGCUGAUAGGUGAAACACUCAUCCAUAACAGAAUGGAUACCACUUUGAGCAAAAUGAAAGAGAAAAUCAAUAACGCACAGUGUGCUCUCCCACUCUUUACAUGCCUCCAUGUCAAACCAGAUGUCUCGGAGCUUAUGUUUGCAGAUUGGGUGGAAUUCAGUCCAUAUGAGAUUGGUAUGGCAAAGUAUGGCACUUUUAUGUCUCCUGACUUGUUUGGAAGUAAAUUUUUUAUGGGGACAGUAGUGAAGAAAUAUAGUGAAAAUCCCUUGCAUUUCUUAAUGGGCGUCUGGGGCAGUGCAUUUUCUAUAUUAUUUAACAGAGUGCUUGGAGUCUCCAAUUCUCAAAUUAAAGGUCCCACCAUGGAAGAAGAAUUAGAGAAUAUUAGGCUAAAGCACCUUGUGAGCAAUGACAGCUCAGACAGUGAGGAUGAAUCACAGCAUCCAAAAGGGACUGAAAAUCCUGAGGCAAACCAAGCAUAUCAGAACAACAGCCAGGAAAGCUGGGUGCAGCGAAUGCUGAUGGCUUUGGUGGGUGACAGUGCCCUUUUCAAUACCAGGGAAGGGCGUGCUGGGAAAGUGCACAACUUCAUGCUGGGACUGAACCUGAACAGUUGUUACCCGCUCUCCCCUCUGGCAGACCUCCUCACUCAGGAAUCUGUGGAAGAAGAUGAACUGGAUGCAGCCGUUGCAGAUCCUGAUGAAUUUGAGAGGAUAUAUGAGCCUCUAGAUGUGAAGAGCAAAAAGAUUCACAUAGUGGACAGUGGGCUUACAUUUAACCUGCCCUACCCACUUAUCUUAAGACCUCAAAGAGGGGUUGAUCUCAUCAUCUCCUUUGAUUUUUCAGCAAGGCCAAGUGAUUCCAGUCCUCCUUUCAAAGAAAUUUUGCUUGCUGAAAAAUGGGCCAAAAUGAACAAGCUUCCUUUCCCCAAAAUAGAUCCAAAUGUAUUUGAUCGAGAGGGCUUGAAGGAAUGCUAUGUUUUUAAACCAAAGGAUACCUCUUCAGAGAAAGACUGUCCAACUAUAAUCCAUUUUGUUCUGGCAAACAUCAACUUUCGGAAGUACAAGGCUCCAGGUGUCCCAAGAGAAACACAGGAAGAGAAGGAUUUUGCAGACUUUGAUAUUUUUGAUGAUCCUAAUUCACCAUACUCUACCUUCAACUUCCAGUAUCCCAAUGAGGCUUUCAAGAGGCUACAUGAUCUAAUGGAGUUCAACACCCUCAAUAACAUCGAUGUGAUCAAGCAAGCUAUGAUGGAAAGCAUUGAAUACAGGAAGGAGAAUCCAUCCCGCUGCUCAGUGUCUCUAAGCAAUGUCGAAGCAAGGAGAUUCUUUAAUAAAAACAACCUUAACAAAAACCAUACGUAGAGGAUGUGCUGUAGCUCCCACUCCUCGAAGAGGCUGUCUCUACCUUUAUAACUGGAGUUGAAAAGACAUUAUAAAGAGCAUUGCUGCUCUUGAAAAGGGCUGUGCAAGACUCCUGAAAACUGUUUCUUAUGAAUUUCCAAGUUUCAAUAUUAUUUUGUACUUCUUACUUUUAACCUAAGAAUUGAAAACAUUUCAGUGUGCUGGUCAUUCCCUUCUUUUAAAAACUAUGGAAUUAGGUGAUUUUGGCUAUAGAAUCAUUUGGUUCACAGUAGGGGAGGUGUUGUAUUUUUUGUUUGUUUGCCUUGUAAGUACUAGUUUUUCCCAGUAGGGCAAUUUUCUUAUUUUUAGUUGAUGUAAACUGAGCAUAUCUUCAACUAUGUGAUGAGAUUUGAAACACGAAAGAAUAAAAUUUUAAUAACAGAAAUGAUAUAGAUGUAUACCUGGACUUGGGCCCAGAUCCCGCUCCGCUUUGUAUAAAUGAGAAAACUUGCUUUGACUUUUGUUGAAAAGUCAAUAAAAAUCAAUAACUGAUAACUAUUGCUA
Messenger RNA from Struthio camelus australis, 2946 nucleotides. Lineage: Eukaryota; Metazoa; Chordata; Aves; Struthioniformes; Struthionidae. The record is from RefSeq and is a predicted model, not a curated record.